This is a messenger RNA of Passer domesticus (house sparrow), 2471 nucleotides long. Its product is annotated as zinc finger protein 239-like. Lineage: Eukaryota; Metazoa; Chordata; Aves; Passeriformes; Passeridae. Gene Ontology annotation, molecular function: RNA polymerase II cis-regulatory region sequence-specific DNA binding; DNA-binding transcription factor activity, RNA polymerase II-specific. The coding region runs from base 883 to 2040 and encodes 385 amino acids. Gene Ontology annotation, cellular component: nucleus. Gene Ontology annotation, biological process: regulation of transcription by RNA polymerase II. The record is from RefSeq and is a predicted model, not a curated record. The transcript is spliced from 2 exons.
UGGGGAGGGACUGGGACAGAGAGAGACAGGCUGGGAUGGACUGGGACAGACUGGGAAAAGAACCCACUGGGAGCAGAACUGGGGCACCAGGGAUCGGACUGGGAUAUACUGGGACCACACUGAGGGCUACUGGGAGCAACUGGGAGCACGCAGGGCACUAUUGAGAUGUACUGGGAGAGCCUGGGAAUGUUUUGGAUCAUCCUGGGACUGACUGGAAUCAUACUGGGAGUGACCAGAUCUGUAGUAGGGGUGAAUUAGAGAAACUGGAAUAAUGCAGGGGCAACUGGGAUCAUACUGGGAGCAGCUGGCCCAUGCUGGUGUCAUACUGGGAUCAUAAUGGGAUUGAUGGGGUUACACUUGGAGUGCCUGGCACAGUACUGGGAGUGUCUGGGAGCUACUGGGAUCAUACUGGAGGUGACUGGCAUCAAACCAGACUCACACUGGGAGUGUUUGGGAGUUACUGGGAUUGUACUGGAGGUGACUGGACUUAUACUGGGAGCAACUGGGACCACAGCAGGGGCAAAUGGCAUCGUGUAAGGUGUGACUGGGUUCAUACUGGAAGUGGCUGGGGCCACAAUGGACUCUUACAGAGAGGGACUGAGAGGGAAGGAACCGUACAGGGGAUGACUGGGAGCCACUGGGACCAUGUCGGGGGCAGCUGGAUCCUACCGGGAGUGAUUUGGAGCAUACUGGGAGUGACCGGGAUCAUCCAGGGGGUGACCGAGAAGCACCGGGGAGGCGGCGGCGGAGCUCGGAGGCGGCCCCGGCGCAGACACAAGAUGCCCAAGGACUUCAUGAGAUAAAGUGCGGCAAGGAGCCCGAGGCGCUCUCAUCUCAUAUUUUCACCCAAACCAGGAUUUUUCAUUCCCAUGGUGUGUCUGGAUGGAGGAAGAAAAGCCUUGGAGAUUCCGCACAAGGAGGGGCUGCAAGCCCAGCCCAGGGAGCUGCGGGGAGGAAAGAGCCCCCCUGAGCCAGGAAGGCGGCCGGAGAUCCAGGCAGAGCUCAGAGCUGGUGGAGAAGCCUCAUGGCAGGGAGAAGCCCCACGAGUGCUUGGAAUGUGGGAAGGGUUUCAGCCGGCACUUUGACCUGAUCCAGCACCAGGUGGUCCACACUGGGGAACGGCCCUACGAGUGUGAGGAGUGUGGGAAGAGCUUCAGCCACAGCUCCAGCCUGAUCCGGCACCAGAGGUUCCACACUGGGGACCGACCCUUUAAAUGUGAGGAGUGUGGGAAGAGCUUCAGCCAGAGCUCCAGUCUGACUCAACACCAGAGGAUCCACACUGGAGAAAAGCCCUUUGAGUGUGGGGAAUGUGGGAAGAGCUUCAGCCAGAGGGGCCAACUGAUGCAACACCAGGUGAUCCACACCGGGGACCGGCCCUACAAAUGUGGGGAAUGUGGGAUGGGCUUCAACCAGAAGGCCGCAAUGCUGCAACACCAGAGGAUUCACACUGGGGAAAAGCCCUAUGAGUGUGGGGAAUGUGGGAAGUGCUUCAGCCAGAGCUCUGGCCUACGGAAACAUGAGAGGAUCCACACUGGGGAAAAGCCCUAUGAAUGUGGUGAAUGUGAGAAGAGCUUCAGCUUGAAGUGCCAGCUGACAGAACACCAGAAGAUCCACACUGGGGAAAAGCCCUACAAGUGUGGGGAGUGUGGGAAGAGCUUCAGAGGAAGCACAGCCCUGAUUCGGCACCAGGUGAUCCACACGGGGGACCGGCCCUACACCUGCUUGGAAUGUGGGAAGAGCUAUGGGUGGCACUCUGACCUGAGAAAACACGAGCGCAUCCACACUGGGGAGAAACCCUACAAGUGUCCCCAGUGUGGGAAGAGGUUUCAAAGGAGCUCCGAUCUCCUCGUACAUGAGCGGAGUCACACAGAGGAGAGGCCCUUCCGCUGCCCCGACUGUGGGAAGGGCUUCAAGCACAACUCCCACCUCAUCAUCCACCAGCGCAUCCACACUGGGGAGAGGCCCUAUGAGUGUGAGGAAUGUGGGAAGAGCUUCUCAGAGAGCUCAACCUUGACUAAACACCAACGGAGGCGCCACUAAGGGAAGCCCUGUGAGUGCCCUGAGUACUGGAAGAGCUUCAUGUGCUGCUCCAGCUCCAUCCCCCAUGGGAGGGGAGGAUCCGCAUUGGAUGAUCCCCAGUGAUCCCCGUUGGGCAGAUCCCUGAUGACCCUUAUUGGAAAUUGAAGAGAGAGUAAAACAAUGGAGCUGAUAAAGGGGCCUGAUAUCUGAGGCCUGAUGGAGAAACUGUGGGAGACACAGACACAGAUGAAAGCUCCCUGGGCAAGAAGUGACCCAAGAAACAUGUUGUGAGGCUUUGUGAUACGAUAAUGUUACCAGGUGAUGUGAUGUUAUGAAGAAUGUGUAACCAAUGGGGAAUUGUUACCAAAAGUAGAGUCCUAUAUAAGCACCAUAUGAAGUAAAACCCUAUAUAAAUGCCUGGUAUCCUCAAUAAAAUUGGCUUCUGAUGUAAA